Silurus meridionalis is the source of this 2481-nucleotide messenger RNA. It is a transcript of the gene cd247, whose product is annotated as CD247 molecule. The record is from RefSeq and is a predicted model, not a curated record. The coding region runs from base 477 to 926 and encodes 149 amino acids. Gene Ontology annotation, molecular function: transmembrane signaling receptor activity. Gene Ontology annotation, cellular component: membrane. The transcript is spliced from 8 exons. Lineage: Eukaryota; Metazoa; Chordata; Actinopteri; Siluriformes; Siluridae. Gene Ontology annotation, biological process: cell surface receptor signaling pathway.
UGUAAACUCUACAAAAAGUCAAGAACAAAGCGGUGAAGGCUCUGAAGGGAGACCCCAGCCCUGGUUCGCUCCUUAAAGUCUCAUGACCCUCGUUUCCCCUCACGAAUACACCAGCUGUCCUCCUGAUCCUCACCACCCCACAGAGUUUCGUAUAUAACAGCAGAGGAAGUCUCUGAAAGUAGGCUACAAAGCGUCAGUCUUCUGCAACGCCCGCGUUGAAAGGGAGGUGGGACGUCUCUGCAUCACCAGGUGGAGCUCGGCGGAGCCACUUCCUGUUACCAGACUCAGCCUGGAGCUUCAAAGAAGAGGUGGUAACUACCACACAGCUGUGUGUAUAGAGGUCUUUAGGCAACACGGUGUGCUCGAAUACCAAAACCUCUGAUCUCUCGGACUUGACCUAUUUUGUGGUUCCAAUUACUGAGGGAACUCCAAAGGCCAGUGAACAUUUAGCUGGUACUCAGAUCACCUGAGGAAGUAUGGGGCUUCAGAAGAUUGGUGCUUUGGUGCUACUGAUUCUGAUCAUCUCUCCUUCAGAGGCAUAUGGAAUGUACGAUCCCGGAUUCUGCUACGUCCUGGACGUGUUCCUGUUGAUCUACGGCAUUGUGAUCACCAUACUCUUUCUGAGGGAGAAAUGCUGCAAGCCUAAAGAAAAGGUACAGAAGGACUCGACCUACGCUACUUUGAGAGGUGAUCAGUCCACGUAUGCCGGUCUGAAAGAUCCUGAGACAGGACGCCCUCGUGGAGCUCGCAGGCAGAUGGAUGAUGACACAUAUACGCCUCUGAAGGAUAAAACCGAGGACACGUACAAAUCGAUCCAAGUGAAGAAAGAUCGCCGACCCAAUGAUCAGGUUUAUCAGGGUCUGAGUAAGGCAACCAAGGACACCUACGACACCUUGCACAUGCAGCCUCUGCCUCCUCGCCGCUAAAACGACGGCAUGAUCGUCAUUAAUAAUCAGAAUCCACGUAACUUUAUGACUUUAUUCAGCUCUUCAGUACAGCCCCUAUUGGCUUUUCUUUAUCUUGGUAACAUUUUCUCAAGUGUGUAAGUGUGUGUGUGUGUGUGUGUGUGUCUGACACUGGUCACAGUUUGAACAAUUCAUUAUUAUAACAUCAGCAAUGUGACAACUCUUUAAUUUUCCUAAUUUGAGGUUUCUUCAUUUAGUUUCGUUUGAUGUCUCCCCCCUCCCUCCCUUUGAAGUCAUCAAGACUUGUAAAUUACAGUUUAUCAGUGAUUAUUGGGGGAUGGGGGUGGGGUGUCAGAGUGAUAAAGGUUUCCGAGCUCAUAGUAUUUGGAGAUUCGGCAGUGAUUUUGUUCCAUUUCCACUAAACGAUGCAAACAAUCCAAAAGUGUAUAUAAGAACAGAUACAUUACAGUGACGUGUCCUAGCUUUCAUUCUCGCUCGUAUGUCCGUGUUACAGUUCAGAUCUGUGUCGAAACAUGUACAAAUGCCUGGAAGUGUCCAAUGCUAGAACUUUCAAUGUUGCUGCAUUUUUCAAGAGUAAAAGACUGGCAGAGAAGCUGCAAGUUAAAAACGCAUGUUUAAAUAUAGAUAUAUAAUCCUCCGUUUAUCGCGGUGGUUACGUUACAAAAUCGCCCAGAUUGACGAAAAAACUCGAUAAACGGACGCCAAUCCCAAAAAUGCUAUUUCAUGUAUACAGUACUGUACUGUAUAACAUUCUACUUCAUUUUAGAAUUAAUAAUAUUUUGUGAAUAAAUUUCAAUAUUCCAACAUAAAAACAAUUCCUAUAAGGUUUUUGGUCUAUCGUGCACUAGAGAGACUGGGAAAAUCUGCUAAACAUUAUGUCGCAAAUGCAAUUCCGUGAUAAACCUGGCGAUAAAACGGGGGAUUACUGUAAAUUUUUUUAUAUAUAAAUAAGCACAUUUUAUAUAUAUUAAUGUAUAUAUAUGAAAAAAAUACAUACACAUAUAUAAAAUAUGUUCACAUUUAACAUGAAUUAUUUUUUUUUACCUGCUACAGAAAAUUUAACUGUUAAUAGAUCUUUUUUAUCUUCCAAAAUGCAAUAAACGAAAUUAGAGCAGGACAUUUGAAUAUUCUGACUCGUGCACAAACGGACAAUAUAGAUUACAUUUUGAAUAAUAAUAAUUAAAAAAAAAUACAGCAUGAUCAUCACCACAGAUGCAAACUUUUUUUUUUUACUUAAAUGUACAUGAAAGCAAACUAGAGUAUACCGGAUACGGGUUUCUUGCUAAUGCCCCUAACCAGCGAUUUGUUAAUGAACCUGUUGAUUUCACGCGGCUCUGAGUAACACGUCGAAGUGACGUGUUUCAUGUGCUGUAUAUUCUUUUCCAUAUUGUGCAAAAGCAACAAGAACGGGAGACAAGAGAAAAGGAAAAAAGAAAACAUUUCCAUUCACCCGAAGCAGUCAACUUCUGUAGAUUCCAGAUUUCUUUGUGAUACUGAGAAUGUUUUAUUUUAUGUUUUUUUUUAUUUGUUUCUUGAUAUAAACAUAUAAAAAUGA